Molecule: messenger RNA, 1950 nt
Organism: Exophiala xenobiotica
Lineage: Eukaryota; Fungi; Ascomycota; Eurotiomycetes; Chaetothyriales; Herpotrichiellaceae
Exons: 1
Coding region: 267-1763 (498 amino acids)
Source: RefSeq, a predicted model, not a curated record
CGCCUCGUGCUCACCUUUUCUUCCCUCCGCUCUGCUUUUUGUGUUUUGAGUUCUCUUCGAGUCGUCGUUCUUUACACCAUCUUCAUACGUCCUAGAGACGUCAGUCGCUCCUUUUCCACAUCUCCUCCCCCAAGUCGUUCUUUUCUUGACACAUUUGACAUUCAUUUGGCGCGGGUUGAUCCUGCCAGAGACAGCAACCCUUUGAUACGUUCCAGACCACCGUGCGAAGACCCGAAAACCGAAACGAAAACGCAAGGGGGGCCAAAAUGCAGUUCAAGACCAUAGCUCUGUUGGUCGCAUCCUUGACGUUGGCGCAGGCGCAGGCUCGUCCUGACGGCAUGCUGUAUAGACGUCAAUAUGGCAACGACACCACCUGGUCUGAUUGGACCAUGACGACCACUUCGAGCUUGAUCGUGGACGCUGCAGCCAGCAGCAGCAGUGUCGCGACGAUUACAGCCGGUAGCAGCAUUUCCACUACUAUCGACUCUAUUGCUGCCGACACUACCUCGACUACCACUUCCGAGUCCGCUGUUGCUGAUGUCGCAUCGACCUCAACCACGACCUCAACCAGUGCAGGAGUGACGGGCACCACAACUCCCUCCCUGAAUACAACUACAACCACUGAUAUUGACUCACAAGUUGCGGCUAUCACGGCCGCCUCGUCCUCUGAUGUGACGAACAGUACUACUGCCAGUUCGGAACUAGCCGCUGUGACGACAACCUCUUCAACCACUGAAUUAACCAAUAGUACUGUAUCAUCGUCAUCAGCUGAUUCGACCCUGACAUCUUCAAUGAGCAACAGCACCGGUGUUGAGGCUGCCGCUGCCACUUCGUCUACCAGCGCCACGACUACUACUAGCGCCACCGGAGCUGGAGAUACCACGACCUCCUCGUCCACUGCAACAUCCACUACCAGUGCUGAAAUCGAGGAUGUCGCCACUUCCUCCUCCGCUACUGACGGCACAACCACCAGUGAUGUUGCGACAUGGUCGGGUUGGACAAGCUCGACUUCCACGACGGGUGGCAGUUCAGAGAUUGCGGUAGAGAUCACCUCGACCACAGGCAGCCCUGUGAUUGCAGCACAAACUACGAGCAGCGCGAAGAUUCCAGCUGACAUCACCGCUACCUCCAGCGAGGCUGUUGAGGUCAGCACCAGUAUCGAAGAUAAGACAUUGACGAUGACUAUUGGUUCGGGGCCAUCAGCUUCUGUCAUCACCACCACGAUCCGCCAAACAAAGACAUUCUACCUGACAAGCACGGUUUAUGCUACCAUCACAAAGCCAUCUCCAACUGGCGUGGGUGCUUCUCAGAACCAUGCAGUUGGUGCAACGCCGACCGAUAUAGGGGCCACCACCACGAUCACUCUCAUGUCUACAACAACGCAAACUGUAACAGUUGUGGCUGCGCAAACUGGAGUAGCUGCUGUAGGAUCCUCUCCCGCUGGAUCGGGCAAUGGAGCUGGUGCAUGCGGUAUCUCCUAUGUCACAAUGACCGAGACUGUCCAAAGCACGAUCACAGUUACUGCUUCGCCUACAUUUAGCAAACCAUCAAUUCCGGUUCAAGUUCAGGAGACAUCCACCAGCGCGAGCCUGAGCACUUCGAGCGUGUCGGCAUCUACCACUACCAGCACAGGUAGUUCAACCAUGUCGACUGGAUAUAGUUUCAGAAAUGGCACUGAAACGCAGAAGCAGCAGCUAGGCAGCUCCGGAUUCAUGACAGUAUCAAGAUAUGCUACAGAAACACCCGCUGGAUGGAAGCCAUGAGCGAGCAUUGACAGGACAGGGGCGAAACAGGUGCUGUAGGACGUGGAAUGUUGGAAUGGGAGUGAACAUCUUUCAAUUCUUGUAUAAAGCUUUCUUGCAUCACAAAUUUGAUCUUGGAGAUCCCGAGCUGUGCUUCACGAUUGUACGAAGAUUCCAAAUGGCAAGAUAGUAGCCAAGUACCUAAGGC